AGAUCCGUCUGUCUGGCGGUGGAGGCGCUGCGGCGUGAGUCAUGGGGCAGGGGGUGACUCACUCCCCUCCUGUAGCCUUGAUGAAGUGCUGCUAAUAAUGAACCGAGCCACCAUCCAAUAAUUAAAAAAAUAAAUACACUGAAAAGAAGACGAGUCGAGAUUGAAUACAAUAAACAACAAAGUGUUGAGAGUAAACUCCAGCAGCUGCAUAAACAUCGAUAAGGGAUUGCCCACACUGCUAUUAUGGGUGUGGCUAAUGUGAGAACAUUAAUAAUGCUUAUAUAAUUCAUAGACAGUCCAUUAUUAGUUUGUGAUCAUUCACUAUUACCACAUUAAUUUUUAAAGUGAUGGGUACAAAGUAAACUGUAAGGAGUCGACUACACAAUGAGAAAAGCACUAAUAAUUACGAAUAUACGCUUUUUGUGAAGUGAGAAGUGGGAAAUAGGUCAUAAAAAUUAGUGGUAUGUAGUACAACUGCAACCCUGACGUGACCGGUCCCGAGUCUCAUCCCUGCCCGCCAGACCCGCCUGCCGCCUGUCCCUGAGCCUAAGAGUUACCGCGACUCCCGACUCCCCGAGGCCCGGCCCGUGCCUUGCAUUGUGCCGCCGCUGCAUUGGUGGUCCCCGAGGUGUUGUGAUCGCGAGUGUCACUAUUGUCACAGUUGUCGUACGUGGUGGAAAGAAGUGUCUGAGGAGAGAGAAGAGAGGCUGGUGUGAGGACAGAGGCGUGGUGUGUCCCCAGGCCAAAGCUCGCUUGUCACCUUUGGACAAAGAAACACCCGCCGCUUGACAGCUGCGUUUGGCGACUGGGCCGAAGUGAAUAGCAGCCGGUGGUGAGUGCAGGGCGUGGCCGCGGUGACACUGACACUGACACCCCGCCAGGAUCACUAGUGAGGCACCUGUCUCCCACGAGGCUCUGAAGUGGUGCCCGUCAUCCCACAACUCCCGGGAGGUUAGAGGGGAGCUGCGACUAGAAGGGUGUCCAGAACCUGUCACCGCCCAUACCCGUGCAAGCCCGCUUCCACCAUGGAUGACUUAGCUACUAACCUGGAGAAACUGCGGGUAGCCUCAGAAGAAACAAACUGUGAACCUUUUGAGAAGCUGAUAAACCAGUUGCAUAACCUGGGUCCAGAAGAUGGUGGGGAUGUGUGUGAGGAAUUAGUGAAUGGGGGAGUGCUGCCUCUGGCACUGGGAGCUAUUCAGGGAUCAAAUGAGGACAUGCAGGCUAAAGGAGCUGAGCUGGUGGCUGAGCUGGCUAAGGUUGAGAAUUGUCGUCUGGGGUGUGUGACAGGGGGCCUGGUGCCCAUCCUGGUGGAGAAAAUGUCCAGCCCCAGCACCAAGGUUGCCUUGCAAGCCUGUCGAGCCCUGGGCAAUAUCUGCUAUGAGCAUGAAGUGAUGGUUUUCUGAAUCUUCGGGUAAACUUCUUGCUGUUAUCCAAGGUGUUACAUUACUCCAAUGGUGGUCGAGUGAGUGUCAUGGAGUCUGGGGGUGCCAGCCAGCUGCUAGGCCUAUUGCAGCGUGCAGCUCAGCUUUCAGACAGCCCAGAAGAUCACCAGUUGCGCCUUGUGGCCACUGGCUUCCUCCUCAACUUGCUC
Messenger RNA from Scylla paramamosain (green mud crab), 1594 nucleotides. Its product is annotated as rap1 GTPase-GDP dissociation stimulator 1-A-like. Gene Ontology annotation, molecular function: guanyl-nucleotide exchange factor activity; protein binding. The transcript is spliced from 6 exons. Bases 1026 to 1406 code for a protein of 126 amino acids. The record is from RefSeq and is a predicted model, not a curated record. Gene Ontology annotation, cellular component: cytosol. Gene Ontology annotation, biological process: positive regulation of GTPase activity. Lineage: Eukaryota; Metazoa; Arthropoda; Malacostraca; Decapoda; Portunidae.